CGACGCCGUCUUGGGCAGCCAGCAACGCAGCGCCUGGGCCUUUUGAUACCUAGCAACGCCGUUGGAGCCCUGCUCCGCUGCAGGAAAACCUGAAGACGGCAGCAAACCCCGACAAAACGCCGACGACGCUCCACGAGAACGCCGCUCCCAUUUUGAUUCGCUAGAGCAGUUUGUCGGAGGGUAUAUCAUGGCAUAUUGCAGAAGGCGAGAUUUCCUCUUUUGCAAGUUUUGUGGGACAAUGCUUUCUUUCCCUUCGACCAAGCAUGCUAUAUGUCCUCUGUGCAAGUCAAAGCAAAGCUUAAAGGAGAUUGCUGGAAAGGAAACAUGUUACACUGCUACAGCCGAGGAUAUAAGAAGAGAGCUGAACAUAGAGCCUCUUAUAAAACUGGACGGAAUUAAGUUUGACGAAGUGAAGGUUAAAAAAUCGACGACAAAUCAGGCAUGUCCAAAUUGUAACUACACCAAAGCAGAGUAUGAAGCCAGACAAAUGAGAUCUGCUGAUGAAGGGCAAACAAUCACCUAUACAUGCCUCAAAUGCAAUCACAGAUGGAGAGAGAAUACUUGAACUCUCCGUUGUGCAUUCCCUGGUGAUUGGGUUGUUGGCUUUUGAAGAUUCACCAGUUUUGAGAGAGUCAUUUUAUCCCUUAAUUUAAUUUUGUCCGUAAACCUAAAGAGCACUUCUCAUUAUUGCAAAAAAAUUUCUUUCUGGAAGAUAUUUUCAUUUGUUUGCUUAUAUAUAAUAUAUUAUACACUUAGGGUGGAAAAAAACAUUAGGUACCCUUGGUCUAUAUUUAGAAAUGAUAGAUCGCAUCUUUCUUUUCAAUAGUAAAGGGAAGAAGUGUAAUUUUCCCUCAUUAUAUAACACAGCAAUUUUGCUUUAUUUUAUUUACCAAUUUGCUGCU
Molecule: messenger RNA, 902 nt
Organism: Malania oleifera
Lineage: Eukaryota; Viridiplantae; Streptophyta; Magnoliopsida; Santalales; Ximeniaceae
Product: DNA-directed RNA polymerase I subunit RPA12
Exons: 6
Coding region: 188-565 (125 amino acids)
Biological process (GO): DNA-templated transcription; termination of RNA polymerase I transcription
Cellular component (GO): RNA polymerase I complex
Molecular function (GO): zinc ion binding; nucleic acid binding; DNA-directed RNA polymerase activity
Source: RefSeq, a predicted model, not a curated record